AUGUGGGAAAGCUACGCUCACGUCUUGCCAUCUUUUGCAGACCCGAACAUGGCGAAACACCGAGGGGAGGCCGCGUUGAAAUGCACAACUGCGCACGGGUCCGGCUGGGACCUCUACGGAUCCAAGAAAGGGAACGCCGGUGCGAAGACUAAAGAUCUAUACUGCCCCGAGUGUCGAAAGGUUAUGAGAGAAACAACUUCGUUUUGGCUGCCACCCGGCAAGUUUGUGUACCAGCUUCGCCUCGGUUGGGGUAUAGACGCCGAAGGAGACGUGGUAAACGAAGAAGGUGUACUUAUUGACGAGGGUAACAAUAACGUCCUCGUGUAUGUCGAUGAAGGCAAAGAUGCCUGGAAGUCGGGCAACGGCUGGAAAACUUCGAAACCAGAACCCGUGCACGAUCAAUUCCCAACUUUUACUGCUGGAUCUCGACAUGCGACGACGAAGACUGGCAGAGCAUACAAGGGGGUAUGGGACAAUUUCAGCUCGUUGGCGACUUUCCACAGCCGUCGAUUCACGAACAGAGCUGUGGAGUGGGUCGCUGAGAUGGGCGGUGAGGCGCUUGUGAAUGUGGCCCUGCAGGGCAUGUGCCAGGCUAUCAAUCGGAAACUGAGCGCAGGAAACACCAGCUUCGAUAUAACAACAGAUUGGUUCCUCCCGCAAGACGUGGAAGACUGGGUAAACCAUGAACAUAGCCUCGACCGCUUCUACAGCGAUAUUGGAGUUGAAGUGCCGAAGAGUAGGAAACGCAGUUCGAAGCAGAAGAAGAACAAGAACACAUCAGAUCACGAAGGAUCCGAUGAAGAGGAGCAGCGCCCAAAGAAGAGGGUUAGGUAA
This is a messenger RNA of Didymosphaeria variabile, 834 nucleotides long. RefSeq lists its product as uncharacterized. The record is from RefSeq and is a predicted model, not a curated record. NCBI's taxonomy places the organism in Eukaryota, Fungi, Ascomycota, Dothideomycetes, Pleosporales, Didymosphaeriaceae. The transcript has 2 exons. The coding region runs from base 1 to 834 and encodes 277 amino acids.